GUCUGCAGCAGCAGGAGGAGGAGGAGGGGAAUAAAAACCUUCACCGGCGGUCUGCCGGAGGUGAUGGCAGAGACGCUUACAUGUGGGGAGGAAACAGCCGAGGAGCUCCGCUUCUUCUAGGAGGAGGAAGAAGAGGGAGACAAGUUUGAAGAAGGCUCGCGCUGAUCUGAGUUAUAUCUUCAGAAAGACUCAAAUAUGUGACCUUUUUUAGGUGGAAGAAACAAAACAAACAAACAAAAACUUGAAUAAUUUUUAAUAAAAAAAUAAAAAAAACAGCGGGAGAAGAUGAGGGAAGAGUCCGGCAGGAGGUGGAGGUCGGUCGGGUGUGAAUGGCUGAGGAACUCGUUGCUUCUGUGUUUGUUCACAGGAAGUACUGAAGCACACUGUGAAGGAUGUAUUGAGUACUGCUGUGAUGGGUCGCCACCUUUCUGCUGCUCCUACUACACCUAUGUGGGCGACGUCCUCUCGGGCACUGCCAUCUCCGGCAUCGUGUUCGGCGUGGUGUUUCUGAUGGGGGCGGUGGCGGCCCUGUUCCUGUGCGUCUGCAUGUGCAUGAAGAACGGACGUGGCGCACGGGUCGGCGUGUUCAGCACCUCCUACAUCAGCACUGUGACCCAGAGCUUUCCAGGUCCACCACCUCCAUACAGCUUGGAUUAUGAGAUGUACCCAUCGUCCAUACGCCCCCCACCCUACACCCCGACCCCACCGCAGCAGGGCAGCUACUCUCCACCACCUCCUUACCCCGGCUUCACCCAUAAGUGAACCCCCUUUUCUCAUUCUUUGGAUUAGGACCUGGAUAUCCAGCAUUUUUAAUUUUUUUUUUUUUUUGUGGUGGUUAAGCCAACACAAACUGUCUAAAACUUGAAGGCUGGCAGGAUAUUCUAUUCUGUGAUUAAAAACAUGGCUGCUGCUUUGAAGCACCGGUGGAGGGGAAUAUGGGUCAGGACUGGUACCAGACCAUGUCUGAAAGACUUAACUUUGCUGUUCUGACCCACCGUUCGGACUUCUGUUAUCCUUCGCCAUACUUGGUGUGCACAUCAAAGGGAUUGCCCUGCUUUGAUCAAGGUGAAAAACAGACCUUUUUUGGCACAACGGGAGGAAACCACACCUCACUGAAGAGGAAGAACGCUUUUUCUAUUUUCACAUUUUUUAUUUUAACUUGACAUUUGAGUCUUGAGGUUUCUGAUUUAUUUUAUUUUUAUUUUGUUUUAAAUGAGUUUGGUCUGGACAUAGUGUGUGCGUGUGUUUUAAAUAUUGGGGAUUUUAAAUAUGGGGUUUAUAAACCAAACUCUAUGCGAGAAGUCGCUGUGAAAAACCCUCAUGUGAAAAACACAAAAUUUGGACAAUGGCGUGCAAAAUGUGCUGUAUUUAUAAAACUGGGAGUCAAGACGCUGAUGCCCUCUGGCAUCCAUCAGGGGGGGGUGCUGAAGCACUCCCUGCACACCUACUUCCCACAGCAUUUGAACUGAUUCUAAACAAAAUUGAGUUUUUUAAUCUCACUGUGAACUUAUGUGAACUGUUUUUCUGUGUUGUAAAUUAAAAACGUUUUUUUUUUAAAGAA
Austrofundulus limnaeus is the source of this 1561-nucleotide messenger RNA. RefSeq names its product cysteine/tyrosine-rich 1 (gene cyyr1). NCBI's taxonomy places the organism in Eukaryota, Metazoa, Chordata, Actinopteri, Cyprinodontiformes, Rivulidae. The record is from RefSeq and is a predicted model, not a curated record.